AUGUCAUCAUCAUCAUCUCGAGAUGCCUCUGCUGCCUCGCAACCCCAAGCCCCUUUUUGCACGAAUACCCGCCCUACCACACAUCCCACAGACUCGGGGGAUAUUGAUCGAUUGAUCGAACAUGUGGAAGCACUCUCUAAUCGCUUCUCAGAUGGCUUCGAUGGCUUUGCAAGGGUACUUGUUGCGAGGAUUGAUCGUUUGGAAGAUCAUCUUGUGGGUGCUAUUGAGGGCGCAUGGUCGGAGGGAGGUAAAGGGGGAGAGGUCAGGAAGGGACUAGUUAUUCGAAGGAAGAAUAGUAUGGUGGUUUUGAAGGUAGUGCCUCGGGGAGUGCUGCCUAUCGACGACGUGAAUGAGUUCCAUGUAACUCGCAAUGCAAGGAUGAUGGGGAGUGCUUUCAAAGUCACGGGAGAGGGAAAGGAGAAAAGAAAGUAUGAUAGAACGUGCGCAGGCUACGAUUACGGCUCCUGGGUAAGAGACUUCAGUACUCGGUUCGUAGAGGCGCAACCCAAUACACGAAUUGCGCAAUUCUAUCCCAAUCAAGGGCGUGAAUUGAAGAACACGCUACAGGAGCGAUUUAUUGCGAGCAAAUCUAUUGUAUUACCUACAUUAGACUCGGAGCGCUACAAUAUGCCGAGGAGAAGUGCUGAGACAGUGUAG
Messenger RNA from Sphaerulina musiva SO2202, 657 nucleotides. RefSeq lists its product as uncharacterized. The transcript is spliced from 4 exons. NCBI's taxonomy places the organism in Eukaryota, Fungi, Ascomycota, Dothideomycetes, Mycosphaerellales, Mycosphaerellaceae. Bases 1 to 657 code for a protein of 218 amino acids. The record is from RefSeq and is a predicted model, not a curated record.